GCAAAGCAAACGGCGCGCCCAGGGAAAAAGCCAGAGAGAAAAAAGGUUCCUUCGUUCGGGGCCGCCUGCUGCGCCUGCCCGACCAGACCACGGCCAGCGCGAGUGCUGCUCGGCCUCGGCCAGCCAGGGAUGCGCCCCCGAUCCGCGGCUGGGAUCUGAGGAUGGCAGCUGCGGUGGCGGAGGCGACGACGCCGAGGCGGCGCCGCGAGAGCGUGGCGCUCGGGGACCUGCUGCAGCGCGAGGCGUCGGCGGAGCGGGCCGAGGCGGCGGGGGGCGAGCGGCCGGGCGUCGCGGCGGGGCAGGCCGGCCGGGCCAGGAAGGGCGAGGACUACGCGCUGCUCAAGCUCAGCUGCGAGCGUUACCCGGGCGCUUCCUUCUCCGCAUUCGCCAUGUUCGAUGGCCACAACGGGGCCGCCGCCGCGGUCUACGCUAAGGAGCACCUCCUCAGCAAUGUGCUCGGAUGCGUCCCUGCCGAUCUCAGCAGGGACGAGUGGCUCGCCGCGCUGCCCAGGGCGCUGGUUGCCGGCUUCGUCAAGACAGACAAGGAUUUCCAGACUAGAGCGCACUCUUCGGGGACGACUGUGACGCUUGUCAUAAUCGAUGGGUCCGUUGUAACUGCCGCAUCUGUUGGCGAUUCACGCUGUGUCCUUGAAGCUGAGGGUUCAAUUUACUAUCUGUCGGCUGACCAUCGUUUUGAUGCUAGUGGCGAGGAAGUUGGCCGUGUAAUGGAAUGCGGAGGUGAAGUUGGAAGACUGAAUGUUAUUGGUGGAGCUGAGAUUGGCCCCCUUAGAUGUUGGCCAGGUGGUUUAUGCUUAUCGAGAUCAAUUGGUGAUCAGGAUGUAGGUGAAUAUAUCAUCCCUGUUCCUUUUGUGAAGCAGAUCAAGCUAUCUAGUGCUGGUGGUCGACUUAUUAUUUCAAGUGACGGUGUCUGGGAUGCCUUGACUGCAGAAAUGGCUCUUAGUUGUUCACGGGGGCUUCCUCCAGAGGCUGCAGCGGAUCAAAUUGUCAAAGAAGCAGUGGAUUCAAAAGGAUUGAGGGAUGACACAACUUGCAUUGUCAUUGACAUAAUACCACCAAGAAAACCAAAAUCCAGAUUACGUUCUUCAAAGAAGGCACGGAACGGCUUUAGCCUUUUGAAAAAUGUAUUUUUCAGGAAAACAAUAUCAGACAAAUUAUCUAAUGCUAACAAGGAACAUACUUCUGGGCCUGACUUGGUGGAGGAAGUCUUUGAAGAUGGAUGCCCGUCUUUGUUAAGAUGGCUAGACUCUGAGUAUCCUGUUCGAAAUAUGUUCAAGCUCUUCAUAUGUGCAAUUUGUCAAGUAGAGCUACAGUCUGGUCAGGGGAUAUCAAUACAUGAGGGUUUAUCAAAGCCAGGAAAGCUGUGUCCGUGGGAUGGUCCGUUCCUUUGUCACAGUUGCCAAGAGAAGAAAGAAGCAAUGGAGGGAAAGCGUCCCUCACGAGAUUCCUCCUCAAGAAACAGCGGGUCAAGCGAGUAGUGACCAAGGCCAUGAAUAAUCUUUGAGGCAACCACCUAACAAUGUUCCAAAUAGCUGAUGCAUAGCUGGUGUUUGGUAUUGCUGCAGCUAUUGGUCGGCUACAUGUAUUAUCAUGGGAUUCCAAUCUAAAAUGAACGGCUGGAUGUUAACUAGGAGGAGGUGCCUUUUUUGAAGAGCCUAUAACACUACUGAAGUGGAAUACCUGCCUGUUGAUGUCAACAUCUUCAGCUGGCCUUGCUGUUAACUGAGAAUAACAAUCUCUUCUAAGGUCAACCAUAAUGUAAAUUAUCCAUCGUAUAGAAGUGCGACCCAUAGCUGCAGCAUUGUAUUUUUCAUCUAGGAUUUAGGUGUGCGAUCCUUAAAUUCAAUUUGGGCAGAUCUAAAUUAAGGUCACUUGGCCCGUUCCCUGUUGGAACCAUGCCCUGUUUCUGGAGAUUCAUCACUGUAAUUAACACCCAAGGAGAUUCUCAAAACGUACAAACAUCUACAAUUACUGGGGAAGGAAGCUUCGACACGUAGUAAA
This is a messenger RNA of Brachypodium distachyon (stiff brome), 2019 nucleotides long. Its product is annotated as probable protein phosphatase 2C 40. The transcript has 9 exons. Gene Ontology annotation, molecular function: protein serine/threonine phosphatase activity. Gene Ontology annotation, biological process: protein dephosphorylation. NCBI's taxonomy places the organism in Eukaryota, Viridiplantae, Streptophyta, Magnoliopsida, Poales, Poaceae. The record is from RefSeq and is a predicted model, not a curated record. The coding region runs from base 162 to 1496 and encodes 444 amino acids.